AUGGAUGCUAACCACCUUGUGCAGGGGCGGAGUGGUAUUCCUGAGGUCCCUACCUCAGGACUCCCAUCCCCACCAACAAGUCCCCCCCUCGCCGCGCUGAACUCGUCGAACGAGCUCGCUCUUCUGCCCAAGACUUCGGGCAAGAGGACAGAAACACCGGGUCGCCACCCGGAGCGACGAGGGGGGGCAGCACUCAUGAUCAGGGAAGAAUGUGAGAGAUUCUUUUGCGAGUCCAUGAAGACUGUGUUUCACGGUGAGGGGAACCAGUCGAUGAAUGGCUCCGGCCUGUCAGGUGCUUACUUGCAGACGCCACCGCCAGAGGAACACAUCGCUCUGGAGCUUAACGGUCACGAUGUCUCAAGUCCUCAUGCCCGCGCCUUCGAGAUUGAUUCCUGGAUGGAGGUCUGGGACUAUGCUGGCGGCGCCAGCUUCCGCGCCUUUGUCGCCCACAAUGGGCAUGAGAGAUCUUUGUUUGUCUUCUUCGAUGUUCAAGGAUCCGUUGGGAGAGAUCUCAAGAGAGCGCUCAUGGCCCUCAUUGAGCUCGCCGAUGGCCCCUUGAACUGCAGCCACAUUGUCACUUGCAUCGAUCGUCGCAUGACCGCCGACGAAGCUCUCGCUUUGACGAAAAGUCUACAGUGGGUAGGCUUUGAAAUGACCACACUCGACCACUGGGCUGGUGAUUUGGAUGUCACCAGCAAAAAAUGGGUAUUCAUGGGCAUGGAGUUGUAG
Molecule: messenger RNA, 729 nt
Organism: Drechmeria coniospora
Lineage: Eukaryota; Fungi; Ascomycota; Sordariomycetes; Hypocreales; Ophiocordycipitaceae
Product: ornithine decarboxylase antizyme
Exons: 2
Coding region: 1-729 (242 amino acids)
Biological process (GO): positive regulation of protein catabolic process
Cellular component (GO): nucleus; cytoplasm
Molecular function (GO): ornithine decarboxylase inhibitor activity
Source: RefSeq, a predicted model, not a curated record